UUUCCGAUUCCUGCAAUAAGCCACACUAAUCGGAUUGUUUUGUUUUGUCGGCCGAUUAGCCGUAAAUAUCUACGUAUAUAUCUUUCAAAUUCGGUUGAAGUACUCAUCAUGGCUUUCCUCUAUAUACUAGGGUGGAUUUCCCUGGGCAUACAGAUCGUUUUCCUGACAUUAUCCAUAGUGGCUGGCCUGUAUUACCUGGCGGAAUUGGCGGAGGAAUACACGUCGGCGGCGAGGAAGUGCAUCCUCUUUCUGAUUAGCUUUACGAUCUUCGUAUACAUCCUGUUGAUGCUCUUCGAGGACCUGCCGUGGAGCCUUAUAAUAUGCGGAUUUGUGGCACAGGGUUUCCAUCUGGGGAUCAUGGGAGGAUUUCCCUUCGUGCGACUGCUCUCCCUUCCACUCCUGGGAUCCUUGGCCAUGCUGCUCGUCAAUCACUUCCUGGCCUUCCAGCAUUUCACCAGCGUUUAUGUGCCUUUUACGCAGGUGCUAGCUUACUUCACCAUCUGCAUGUGGAUCGUGCCCUUCGCCCUGUUCGUAUCACUCAGUGCUAAUGAUAGCGUCCUGCCCACCACCGUCAACGAUCAGAGCCGGCUCAGUCCGGACAUGGUCAGCAAUUACUUCUCGCGAAACAAGAAGCAGGGCCUGCUCUCCCUGUUCCAGUAUCUAAAGGAGGCCCUGCUCCCUGGACGGACCAAGAAAGCCUUCUAGAUGUAGUUUAUUUAAUGUUUAUUUAUUUUUGUAGCCGCAAUCGAGACAAAAGUAUACAAAACGUAUGUAAACUACGUUUAUGCAAUGAGA
Molecule: messenger RNA, 795 nt
Organism: Drosophila rhopaloa
Lineage: Eukaryota; Metazoa; Arthropoda; Insecta; Diptera; Drosophilidae
Product: protein TEX261
Exons: 3
Coding region: 109-705 (198 amino acids)
Biological process (GO): endoplasmic reticulum to Golgi vesicle-mediated transport
Cellular component (GO): Golgi membrane; COPII-coated ER to Golgi transport vesicle; endoplasmic reticulum membrane
Molecular function (GO): COPII receptor activity
Source: RefSeq, a predicted model, not a curated record